CAAAAAGAGUUCAACCACACAGAUCGAAGUCCUUCAAAUGAUGAGAGAACCAUUCAAGUAAACCUAAUGGCUUCUUCUUCCUUUAACCUUUAUAAGUGCUAACAGUUGUCUUUGGCAUUGCAUCUUAAAUCAGACUUUUGCGCCUUCAUCUAUAUGGAGCUAUUUCAUAUCAACUAUGUUGUUUUCUUCCGGCUGCUACUUCUCUCAUUUUGUCUUGUCUUUGAGUUUUUCUCGAUUAACUGCAAUGCUCUUGGGCAAUGCCUCGAGUCAGAGAGCUCAGCGCUUCUCCAGCUGAAGCGAGGCCUUACUUCUGGUCACCUCGAUAUAUGGAAGCUAAGCACGAAUUGUUGCAUCUGGGAGGGUGUGACAUGUGAUGAAUCAACAGGAAGGGUCAUAGGCCUUGACCUAAGUAAUCGGUUCAUUGCUGGUAUGAUUGAUCCUAGCCUUUUUAAUCUCACAUCUUUACGCGCUCUCAAUUUUUCCAACAACAAAUUUCAUGGAAUCUCCAUUCCGAAUUAUGGGUGGGACCGGCUUGCAAAUCUUUCGAGCCUAGAUCUUUCCUAUGCCGAAUUUGCUGGGAAGAUUCCUGUUGGUAUCUUUAGCUUGAUGAAGAUGACUUUCCUUGACCUCUCCUCUCCUUAUGAUGAAUUUGGGGGGCUUUCGCUCGCUAGUAAACCAAUAUUUUUGCGAAACAUGAGUAGCUUGAAGGAACUUCAUCUUGAAAAUGUAGACCUCUCGCCAUACCAAAAUGAAUGGUGCGAUGCUCUAGCCAAUUUCACCCCUGCACUUGAGAAGUUAAGCAUGAUUGAUUGCUCUCUCUCUGAUGCUAGUUGCUUCUCUGUCUCCAUGCUCCCCCAUUUAUAUAGUAUUGACCUUACAGGAAAUAAUUUGGACUUUAAAAUUCUUUAUUCAUUUGUCAAUUUGACUUCUUUAAUUUCAUUAGUAGUUGAAAAAAACCAAUUCAAAGGUGUUUUUCCCAAGCAAUUAUUUCUACUAAAAAAAUUACGGCAUCUUUAUGUCGGAUUUAAUCCAAUGCUUUCUGGCUCUCUUCCAAAAUUUUUAGAGGAUAAUAAGCUAAUAUCUUUAUCUCUUCAAGAUACUAUUUUUUUUUGGAAUUUACCUGAUACGAUAGGCAACCUCAAGUUUUUAAACUAUUUGGUUCUCUCUAACUGUCAAUUCUCUGGGAGAAUACCACCUUCAAUAAGGAAUCUAUCGCAACUAAAUCGGUUGGAUUUAUCAGAAAAUAAUUUUAGUGGAGACUUAGAGUUUGAGUUUAUCAAGGAUCUCAAGAAUCUUGUUGAUUUGGACCUCUCAAAAAGUGGACUUUCUCUAAAUUCAUGGGAUGCAUGUAAUGGAUCUUUCUUAUCUUCCUUUCCUAAGAUAUUAUUUUUUAGAGCAGCUAGAUGCAAUCUAACUAAGAUCCCUACAAUCAUAAAUUACCCACUUAGGAUGGAUAUAUUGGACCUCUCAAAUAAUAGAAUUCAUGGGGAAAUACCGAGCUGGUUUUGGAGAAUUAAUAUAGCAUUGAACUUAUCUUGCAACAUGUUUACACAUGUUGCAGAGCCUCCUCUUAAUCUUACUAUGUAUAAUAAUGAUUUUAUAUAUAUUGAUCUCCAUUCCAACAUGCUUGAAGGUCCAAUUUCUCCUCUCCCAUUAACUAAUUAUACAUUAUUAGAUUUCUCAAACAAUCAUUUCACAUCUUUUAUCUCUUUCAACAUCACCUCACACCAAAAUUCUUUGAAGUACCUUUUUCUUGCAAAUAAUAGCUUGACUGGAGAAAUCCCACCAUUCAUCUGCAAUAUGACCAACUUAUUGGUACUUGAUUUAUCAAAUAACAUGUUAACAGGUUCUAUUCCAUCAUGCUUAUUGAAAGGAGUUGAUCUACAAGUGCUAAAAAUAAGAGGAAAUCAGCUUCAUGGAGCCAUUCCCAAUGAAAUUAGUCCAAAAUGUGAAUUACAAAUUAUAGAUCUCAGAGACAACCAAUUAGAUGACUUGAUUCCUAGGUCUCUAUCUAAUUGUCAAUCACUUGAGAUUCUGGACCUAGGGAAUAAUAACUUAAAGGACUCAUUUCCUUAUUGGUUACGAAAUAUGUCAUCUCUAAGGGUUCUUGUUUUAAGGUCUAAUAAAUUCCAUGGGGAAGUUGGGCCUUUUGAAGGAAAUCUUGAAAGAAAUUAUGCUUUUUCUAUGUUACAUGUCUUGGACAUCUCAUUCAAUAAUUUUAGUGGCAACUUAUGUGCAGAGUGCUUCAAUAAUUUCAAGUCAAUGAUGAUAGAUAAAAUAGACAUAGUAAAAGAUUUUACACUUGAAUUUUUAAGUCAAUACUAUUAUUUGGGUUUGGUCACCAUUAUGAACAAAGCGCAACAAAUGACAAUACAAAAGUUCUGGACGAUUUUCAAGUCAAUAGAUUUUUCUAACAAUUAUUUUGAAGGAGAGAUUCCUAUAACCAUUGGCCAACUUACUUCUCUUCAAGUGCUCAACAUGUCACAUAACUAUUUAACAGGUAAAAUUAUUCCACAACUUCAGAAUUUAUCACACCUCGAGUCAUUAGACCUCUCAAUGAAUAGCCUUUCAGGUAAAAUCCCACAAGAGUUGGUUUUCUUAAAUUUCUUGGCAUAUUUAAACCUCUCCUACAAUAAGUUGGUAGGAAACAUUCCAGUUGGAGGUCAAUUCUUCAGUUUCUCAAACACUUCAUUUGAAGGAAAUAAUGGAUUAUGCUUACUUCCAUGCAACGCAUCAGUUCCAAGAGUGAACAAUAUUACAAUAUCAUUAAAUUUACACAAACAAGCUCUAAAGAAUAGAAGAUAUAUGAUUAUAAUGGGAAUAUUAUUUGGUGUCGGAUUUGGAGGUUCAAUGGCAGUAGUUGUUGUGCUUGAUGUCAUGUGCUGUGAUAAUAGGAGACCGAUUAAUGAAUAAUUUGCAUGAAAGCCUCUUUGUAAAAAAUAUUCUACUAAUGAAGCAGAAAGCACUGUUGCAAUGAUUCUCAAUAUGUUUUUUUUUAAGUUGUCAUAUAAAUAUAUAUAUAUAAUGAGAGAGAGAGAGAGAAAGAGAGAGAGAGAGAGAGA
Messenger RNA from Dendrobium catenatum, 3062 nucleotides. Its product is annotated as receptor-like protein 7. The transcript has a single exon. The coding region runs from base 154 to 2913 and encodes 919 amino acids. The record is from RefSeq and is a predicted model, not a curated record. Lineage: Eukaryota; Viridiplantae; Streptophyta; Magnoliopsida; Asparagales; Orchidaceae. Gene Ontology annotation, molecular function: protein binding.